AUGGGCAUGUUUCUAGGGCCUCCCCCGGCUGAUCCCCUCCGAAUACGUCUCGCGCACGCCUUGGGCUUCCCGAAUUACCCCAACGAUGACACCGUCGAACCGUACAUCAACUACCUUCUGAACCAGCACGAUGCUCGUGGUACUCCAGAAUACGAAGAUCUUCUCAUAACCAUAGUACAAUACUUCCAUGGCCCUCAGCCCCUUGGGUCAAUGAAGAGGAGCAUUGAAGGGCUGCUACACUCGCUAUCCAACCACCCGAACACACAAUGGCACGAAGAGGACACGGUAGUGCGCGCUAUUGGCAGCUGCACACUGUUACUGAGCUCGUUCACCGAUCUACCAACGGUAGCCGGUAAGCUCCGAAUGGUGACGGCAAGCUACAAUCUGCGCAUGCACGGAAGCCUGCUGGGUGGCCAGCCAUACUUCGAGAGCUUGGCAGAAUUGGUAGCGGGCAGCGGCUUGCUACCAGCGCCUGUUGCAUUCGCCUCUGUGGUGACCAUGGCAGAUUUAGAGUCCUUGGAGUCGCUCUUUGUUGACGCCACCCACCUCAACGCGUACAGGUUGACUGUGUUCGGAGCAGUGGAAAUCACCUGGACUCACAACAUCUCCCGGCACCUCCUGCUAUCGAACCGCAACGGACGUCGCAUACUUGAGAUCUUCGCGCUACCAUGCGCCUUAGAUGCCGCUCCCCUUAGGAUGGUUGGUGUUGGUAAUGAGCUGGCGCAAGAGGUCAUGGAGUCAUACAGCUUGCUAUUCAACGCCUGGCCCUCAUUGGGUCCUCAUGCUAAGCUUGGUUUAUGGGAGUCGACGAUCAAACAUUCAUGGCCGCUGCCCUUUUCCGAUCUCGAUAUCACGCAAGACACCGAUGGCUCGCUCUUCCAGACAGCGUCCCAUCUGCCAUCAGAGCUCCACGUCAUGCUUGAUGAUCACGUAAUUGCCGGGCAAGAUCCGCUAUACGCUCUCGCACCUAUACUCUUGUUUGCAGCCGCCUCGGAGAUUCAGCUACUAUCGACACUGCAAAAAUGGUACGACAUAAUCGCGUCGACGAAAUGGGAUCGGAAGUACUCAACGGAGCAUCUGGAACAACUCAUCAUGCACAAACACCUCCUGGAUGACCACGCAAGUCGACAUGAAGAAGUUAUCCGAUUCAUCAGCUCGCCAAAGCUGGCUCGAUGGGCGGCCAAUCUCACACAAGACCAGAGCGAUGUAGCUCAGGAAGCCAAAGAUGCAGUCAAGGCCGACUUUGAAUUCCUUCGAUCGCGUUGCCGCCAGCUGUCGUUGCACUACCAGGAAGCGAUAUCGAUCCUAGUCAGCGCCACUUCUCUCGCGGAGUCGCAGAAACAGAUUACGCUUGCUACGCAGGUCACGAAGCUGACUAUACUUGCGACCAUCUUUCUUCCGCUUUCGUACUGCACUUCGAUAUUCGGCAUGAACUUUGUUGAGCUGGAGCAGUUGAAUAUAUGGAUCUGGGUAGUAGUCACAGUGUCGAUUGGACUCGCAACUUUUGCUAUUUAUCAGUGGGACGAGAGGCAAAGACUGUGGGACUUGUGGGCCAAGGUGAAGGCCAAGUUUCGAUUGGUGCGCUGGCAACACGAUCUUUCAACGACAGUAUAA
Messenger RNA from Alternaria ethzedia, 1614 nucleotides. RefSeq lists its product as uncharacterized. Gene Ontology annotation, cellular component: membrane. NCBI's taxonomy places the organism in Eukaryota, Fungi, Ascomycota, Dothideomycetes, Pleosporales, Pleosporaceae. The transcript has 2 exons. The record is from RefSeq and is a predicted model, not a curated record. Gene Ontology annotation, biological process: metal ion transport; transmembrane transport. Gene Ontology annotation, molecular function: metal ion transmembrane transporter activity. Bases 1 to 1614 code for a protein of 537 amino acids.